This is a messenger RNA of Chanos chanos (milkfish), 862 nucleotides long. Its product is annotated as AP-1 complex subunit sigma-2. The coding region runs from base 73 to 534 and encodes 153 amino acids. The record is from RefSeq and is a predicted model, not a curated record. The transcript is spliced from 5 exons. Gene Ontology annotation, cellular component: AP-1 adaptor complex; membrane coat. Gene Ontology annotation, biological process: intracellular protein transport; vesicle-mediated transport. NCBI's taxonomy places the organism in Eukaryota, Metazoa, Chordata, Actinopteri, Gonorynchiformes, Chanidae. Gene Ontology annotation, molecular function: clathrin-cargo adaptor activity.
UAGUGAUUACGGUGAACACGCACCAGGGCAUGCCCGUUAUUUUUUGAGAGGAAAUCUAAUUCAAGGACUAAGAUGCAGUUUAUGCUGCUGUUCAGUCGACAGGGAAAGCUGAGGUUGCAGAAAUGGUAUGUACCCCUGUCAGACAAGGAGAAGAAGAAGAUCACCAGGGAGCUGGUGCAGAUGGUGCUGGCCCGCAAGCCCAAGAUGUGUAGCUUCCUAGAGUGGAGGGACCUCAAGAUUGUUUAUAAAAGGUAUGCUAGCCUGUAUUUUUGCUGUGCCAUUGAGGACCAGGACAAUGAGCUGAUCACACUGGAAAUCAUCCACCGAUAUGUGGAGCUCCUGGACAAGUACUUUGGCAGUGUGUGCGAGCUAGACAUUAUCUUUAACUUUGAGAAGGCUUACUUCAUUCUGGACGAGUUCUUGUUGGGAGGGGAGGCACAGGAGACUUCCAAGAAGAACGUCCUGAAGGCAAUCGAACAGGCUGACCUACUGCAGGAGCCUCGACAUGAGUACUUUAAUGUGCCUGUGUAUUAAGCUCCUGUGGCCGUUUUCUGCCGGCUGUCCAUCACGCAUGCCAAGCCCCUCCUCUCUCCACGGCUCUGCCUUGCCUGCGUCUCAUCGACCUCUCAGCAUCAGACAUCUCAGAGCCUCCUGUCUCACCAUCACUCCCUCCAUGUAUGUCGAUGUCGUGUUCUACUUCACCACUGAUCUCUCUCUCUUUUCUUUUUCCCCUCACGCUGUUUUGCACAAACACACUCCUCACUCUCAUUGUCAUGACUCUCACACGGUUCACCUCCAUGGCUUUGGGAGAGAAGGUUGUGACACUGUCUGAUUGUAGCCAUUUUAGAUUGCAGACUUUGCA